This is a messenger RNA of Osmerus eperlanus (European smelt), 3341 nucleotides long. It is a transcript of the gene acox1, whose product is annotated as acyl-CoA oxidase 1, palmitoyl. Gene Ontology annotation, cellular component: peroxisome. Gene Ontology annotation, molecular function: FAD binding; fatty acid binding. The transcript has 14 exons. Bases 147 to 2129 code for a protein of 660 amino acids. Gene Ontology annotation, biological process: fatty acid beta-oxidation using acyl-CoA oxidase; very long-chain fatty acid metabolic process; lipid homeostasis. The record is from RefSeq and is a predicted model, not a curated record. NCBI's taxonomy places the organism in Eukaryota, Metazoa, Chordata, Actinopteri, Osmeriformes, Osmeridae.
GGAAGUGGGUACAGUUUUGUCAUCAUAAAUACAGCCAGGCCUAAGCUAGCGUUAGUUGCGACGUUUUAGGAUACACUUAUGUACGCGUAGAUCAUUGACUGCAUGAUACGUUCACCUUCGGCAGUGUUAGCCUAAACAAGUCAGCCAUGAAUCCAGACAUACGUAAAGAACGGGAAAAUGCAACUUUUAACGUCGAGAUACUCACGUCUAUCCUGGACGGCAGUCCUGAAAAGACCCGAAGGAGGAGAGAAAUUGAGACACUGGUGAUAAACGACCCAGACUUUCAGCAUGAAGACCUGAACUUCCUGUCCAGGAGCGAGCGAUAUGACGCGGCAGUGAAGAAGAGCGCUCAAAUGAUCCUGAAGCUACGGGAGUAUGGCAUCUCCGACCCGGAGGAAAUCUACUGCUACAAGAGCGUGGCACGGAGCCACUACCAGGAGGCCCUGGGGCUGCACUUUGUCAUGUUCUUGCCCACCCUGUAUUCCCAGUGUGACCCACAGCAGCUCCAGAAGUGGGUCCCCUUGGCCGAGUCAUUCAAGGUCCUGGGCACCUACGCCCAGACAGAGAUGGGCCACGGCACCCACCUCCGCGGGCUGGAGACCACGGCGACCUACGACCCCGCCACCCAGGAGUUUGUCAUGAACAGCCCCACUGUCACCUCCAUCAAGUGGUGGCCCGGCGGACUGGGUAAGACAUCCAACCACGCCAUAGUGCUGGCCCAGCUUCACACCCAGGGCAAGAGCCACGGCCUGCAUGCGUUCAUCGUGGCCAUCCGCAGCAUGGGCACCCACAUGCCCCUGCCAGGUGUUGUGGUCGGCGACAUCGGACCCAAGUUCGGCUUCGACGAGGUCGACAACGGCUACCUGAAGCUGGAGAACGUGCGGAUCCCUCGGGAGAACAUGCUGAUGAAAUUUGCCAAGGUGGAGCCAGACGGUACGUACGUGAAGCCCCCCAGCUCCAAGCUGACGUACGGCACCAUGGUCUUCAUCCGCUCCAUGAUCGUGGGCGAGUCGUCCCGCGCCCUCUCCAAGGCCUGCACCAUCGCCGUGCGCUACAGCGUGGUCCGACACCAGUCGGAGAUCCGCGCGGGGGAACCAGAGCCCCAGAUCCUGGACUACCAGACCCAGCAGCACAAGCUGUUGCCUCUGCUGGCCACGGCCUACGCCUUCCACUUCGUGGGCCAGUACAUGAACCAGACGUACCACCGCAUCACCGGGGACAUCAGCCACGGGGACUUCAGUGAGCUGCCCGAGCUCCACGCCCUCUCCGCGGGCCUCAAGGCCUUCACCACGUGGACGGCCAACGCGGGCAUCGAGGUGUGCCGCAUGUCGUGUGGCGGCCACGGCUACUCGCGCAGCAGCGGCCUGCCGGACAUCUACGUCACCUUCACCCCCACUUGCACCUACGAGGGGGAGAACACAGUCAUGAUGCUGCAGACCGCCAGGUACUUGAUGAAGUGCUACCGGCAGGCGCGGGGGGGCCAACAGCUGAGCGGCAUCGUGUCCUACCUCAACGAAUCAGAGCGCAGGGUGCAGCCCCAGUCCGUGUCAGCCCGCCCCACCGUGGUCAACAUCAACGACCUGGCCAGCCUGGUGGAGGUGUACAAGCUGCGGGCCGCCAAGUUGGUGGAGCUGGCAGCUAAGAGUAUCCAGCAGGAGCUGCAGCAGAGGAGGAGUCAGGAGGACGCCUGGAACCGCAGCUCCAUAGACCUGGUCAGAGCCUCAGACGCCCACUGUCACUAUGUAGUGGUGAAGCUGUUUGCAGCCAAGCUGGGGGAGAUCGGGGACACCGGCGUGCACUCGGUCCUCAGCAGCCUGGCUCUGCUGUACGCCCUGCACGGCAUCACCCUGCACUCCGGGGACUUCCUGCAGGCGGACCUGCUGAGCGUGCCCCAGGUGAACCAGGCGAACCAGCGUGUGAAGGAGCUGCUGGCCCAGCUGAGGCCCAACGCCGUGGCGCUGGUGGACGCCUACGACUACCGCGACCAGAUGCUCAACUCGGUCCUGGGACGCUACGACGGCCAGGUCUACGAGAACAUGUUCGAGUGGGCCCGCAGGUCGCCGCUCAACCGCACCGAGGUUCAUGAUUCGUACCACAAAUACCUGAAGCCCCUGCAGUCUAAGUUGUGAGCUGACCUCUCAACCCUGACCCCCUGACCCCCGGCUAUGACCUGAGGAGUGGGAAGUAGUCUAACAGUCAACUAACUCAACAAUGGAAAUCAAAAUACUCUCGGUAAUCAGUUAUUCUUCUGGAUGAAAUCCUUUCUAAUUCUACUUUUUCAAGUGGAUCUUUGCCACACUGUCCUGCAGGUGCAUUGAGAACACGAGUCGACAGGAAGGUGUGUGAAAAAGCAUAAGGGUUUCUCCAUUCUUAAUCUUAACCAAUAAUCAAUCCUUGUCAUCUAAUCACGCUGUUUGAAAUCAUGAAUAUUACUGUAUAAAUCUCUCAGAUGCUGAGAAUUUGUAGAAUCCGUUAGAACUCUGGGUAAGAGUGAAUCAUUAAAGAAGUGACCGUAUUGGAUCCCAAUUUUAAGGAUUGGCUGCUAAGAGUUCCCUUGUAUUAACACUAUGAUAGAAGCAUAGUGAACAGUAAUGAAUGUAAUUAAGAUACAUUUUGUAUGUAUGUGUCAGAGAGAGUGAAUGAGAGUGUGAGAAGUUGGUAAAAAAAGAAAAUGUUUCAGAGAGAACUUCUUCUGGUGGUGUUACCGGUACUGUCCAUGCAAUAUGCACAACAGUGACAUUGGUUGUGGUAAAUAAAGAGGCCUUUUUGUUCUUCUACUCGUACAACCACUAAUGUAUGCCUGAGGAUUGCCCUGCAAUGUGGGGUUUGAAUGGCAUUCAGGAAUAGGCUACAUACAUUAAGAUGGCCCGAUGAUGUUUUAAGAGGAUUCAGAAUAAGUAGGAAUCUGUCCAAAAAAGAGUUGUAUUUUAUAACUUUUCAUUGACUCUGAUAAUUGACACUUUUUUUCCCAGUUACAACAUCUUGGUUACCUGGGUGAAGUUCAACACAAUCAGUGAUCGUUUCGGUGUAAAUCUUAUGUGCCUGAGGAACUUGCCUUGAACUUGAACUUGGAAUACAGACAUUAACAUAAUGUUCUCUCACAGUUCCUUUACUUUACUUUCCAUCCUUGUUGACAUAACCCUUCUAUGGAUCAUAUGAACUGAUGUUUUACAGAUAUAGUAUGAUUUAUAUGGCUGAACCAUUUUUUGUUUCUUUGUACUCAUUUGACCUCAUAUAAUGUAUACAAUUCCUUAUGAAGUGAUUUUGUCAAUUGAUGAUUUGUAAUUGCUUGGAAGUCAUUGCUGUAAGAUGAUCUUGUAGUUAAUAAAAUAUGAAAUAUG